UUUGAGAAUAACCCUUAACCUUUUAAACGGCGCCGAGCACCAGGGAUGAUGAGAUAUAUAAAACUAACGAUUUUUUUUUAAAGAUAUAGAGUAAGUUUUUAAAUAAGAUAUAAUAAUCAAUAGGACAAUUUUUAAAUAUACAUUUUUAUUGUUUUAAAAAAAACUAAUAUUGGCAGAUGCGCAUUGCCGGUAUAAGAGGCCGUGGGGGAUUUGGCGGUAGUGAGAGUUUGGAGAAGAGGCAGACGGAAGAGGUGCUAUUGUGUUAGUGGUUUUAAAGACUUAAUGUCAAGGAAAAAGCUAGGUUUUGAGGCAGACAGAAUGCAAUUAUCAGCCAUUAUGACACCUAAGCCACAAGGUAGUCAGAAAUUGCCUGGAAGCAAACCUUCAAGUACUCAACAAAAUGCGUCUUUUUCUCAGGUCAAAAUGGGAAAGAAGCAAAAUGGAAAAAGCAAAAGGACAGAGGAAGAGAAUGAGCCUGAGGAAUUUGUUGUAGAAAAGGUCAUUGAUCGACGGGUUGUAAAUGGCAAGGUUCAGUACUACCUGAAGUGGAAGGGCUUUGGAGAUACUGACAACACAUGGGAGCCAGAGGAAAACUUGGACUGCCCAGAAUUAAUUGAAGGUUUCCUUGCAAAUCAAAAGGCUACUGUUGAGAAAACCGUUGAAAAAACAGAUUCCAACAAGAGGAAGUCGGAAAGUGAAUCGGAAGAAAGCAAAGCCAAGAAGAAAAAAGAAACUCCUGACAAGCCACGAGGUUUUGCUCGGAGUCUUGAACCAGAGAGAAUUAUCGGUGCCACAGACAGUAGUGGGGAGCUAAUGUUCCUAAUGAAAUGGAAAGAGUCGGAUGAAGCAGACCUAGUGCCUGCAAAAGAAGCGAAUGUGAAGUGUCCUCAGGUUGUUAUUGCAUUCUAUGAAGAGCGACUUACCUGGCAUUCGUGCCCAGAAGAUGAACAGCAGUGAUACUUUUGCAGAAGAACAUGACAAGGUUAUAUCAUGCAAGGCAGCUUUGAACUUGUAGUUACGUAGCAUGUGGGUUUUUUUUUUUUUUAAUUAAAGCUCUGUUAACCAGUAGACACUUAGGGGGAAAAAUAGGGGAGGGGGGGGGGGGCUUUAUGAUUACCAGUGGGUGGCUAUAAAUGAAGCCCACAUUAGUAUUUGGGGGGGGGGGGGACCUGGGUAAGUUUUUUUUUUUUUGUAAAAUAAAAGAAACGAUUGGUCUAUCUGGAGUAUACAUUUCUUCUUUUGUUGCACAAAACUGAAGUCUGUAAGGAAUGGAUUUUUACUUCCCUGUUAGGUUUUCUUUUCUGUUUGUGCGGUAUGAACAGUUGAUGCUGUGUAUUUUUCACUUUUGUAAAUAUGUUUGAACUGUUCAAUAAAGUUUAUAUGCUUUUAA
Molecule: messenger RNA, 1390 nt
Organism: Acipenser ruthenus (sterlet)
Lineage: Eukaryota; Metazoa; Chordata; Actinopteri; Acipenseriformes; Acipenseridae
Product: chromobox protein homolog 3-like
Exons: 6
Coding region: 283-957 (224 amino acids)
Biological process (GO): chromatin organization; negative regulation of transcription by RNA polymerase II
Cellular component (GO): pericentric heterochromatin; nucleus
Molecular function (GO): chromatin binding
Source: RefSeq, a predicted model, not a curated record